CUUUACUUCCUCCAUCUUCAUUUCUAAAUCCCAAUCAUGGGUAGCCGAAACCGUGAGUUCCACGUCUUCUUGUUCCCUUACAUGGCUCACGGCCACAUUGUACCGAUCUUAGAUAUGGCCAAGCUAUUCGCAGCGCAAGGAGUGAGGACAACCAUAGUUACAACUCCUCUCAACGCUUCAACAUUCUCCAAAGCCACUCAGUCAAGCGAAAUCAAUUCCGGCAACGUCAAAGUCGAAAUCAAAACCAUCAAGUUCCCUUCUGUAGAAGCCGGUCUACCAGAUGGUUGUGAGUAUCUCAACUCACUCCCCUCACCAGAAUUAUCCACCAAUUUCCUCAAAGCAACAAGCUUGCUCCAAGAACCGCUCGAGCAGCUUCUGCUCGACGAAAAACCUAGUUUCCUUUUGGCAGACAUAUGUUUUCCUUGGGCAACUGAUGCAGCUGCAAAGUUUGAUAUUCCGAGGUUGGUUUUUCAUGGCACUAGUUUCUUCGCCUCGGCUGCCUCAUAUAAUAUGAGCAAGUAUGAGCCUUUUAAGAACAGUUCGUCCGAUUUGGAACCUUUCGUGAUUCCGAAUUUUCCUGGUGAGAUUACGAUGACAAGAGCCCAAGUGCCUGCUUUUGACAAGGAAAAUAUUGAAAACGACUUGACCCGGUUGCUCAAACGGGCCAAGGAAUCUGAGCAGACGAGCUAUGGAAUUGUUGUGAACAGUUUCUAUGAGCUCGAACCGGUUUAUGCAGAUUAUUACAGAAACGUUUUGGGGAGGAAGGCUUGGCAUAUAGGCCCUGUUUCUCUAUGCAAUAGAAGCAAUGAAGAAAAAGCACUUAGAGGAAAAGCAUCUUCUAUCAACGAGCACGAUUGCUUGAAGUGGCUUGAUUCAAAAGAACCCAAUUCGGUUGUUUAUGUGUGUUUUGGAAGCAUGGCUAAAUUCAAUGCCUCUCAGCUUAAGGAGAUUGCAAUGGGGCUUCAGGCUUCUGGGCAGGACUUCAUUUGGGUAGUGAGGAGAGGACAAGAUGAUGACAUGGAGAAAGAGGAUUGGCUGCCAGAAGGGUUUGAGCAUAGGAUGGCAGGGAAAGGACUAAUAAUAAGAGGGUGGGCCCCGCAGCUUCUGAUUCUUGACCAUAGGGCUGUUGGCGGGUUUGUAACUCACUGUGGGUGGAACUCGACGUUGGAAGGGAUUGCGGCUGGGUUGCCGAUGGUGACGUGGCCGGUGUCGGCGGAGCAGUUUUACAACGAGAAGCUGGUGACCCAAGUGCUGAAGAUAGGUGUUGGAGUGGGUGCUCAGAAAUGGGUUAGUCUUGUUGGGGAUUUUGUUAAGAAGAAAGCUGUUGAUAAAGCCGUAAGGAGGAUUAUGGUGGGUGAGGAAGCAAAGCAAAUGAGAAGUAGAGCUUGGGAACUUGCAGAGCAGGCAAAGAGGGCUAUUGAGAAGGGAGGAUCAUCACAUUCUGAUUUGAAUGCCCUAAUCCAAGAGUUGAAAUCCCGUGGUUAAAAUGUUGGAACGCACAUUUGGAUGAGGCUUUACUUGAUGAAUAUUUUAGAAGGCUUCCUAGCCAAAAUGGUCCUUUAGAUUGCUAUAAGUCCUUAGUUUAAUAGCAAUGAAAAUCAAUAAAUGUAGCCCCCUAUCUUUGAAUGUCCACACCAAUGUGAUCAUUCCGUUAUAACUCCGUUUGUUUGUUGAUGUGGUAUAUAUAUGGAACUAUAAACCUAAUAAA
This is a messenger RNA of Malus domestica (apple), 1708 nucleotides long. Its product is annotated as scopoletin glucosyltransferase-like. Gene Ontology annotation, molecular function: UDP-glucosyltransferase activity. The record is from RefSeq and is a predicted model, not a curated record. NCBI's taxonomy places the organism in Eukaryota, Viridiplantae, Streptophyta, Magnoliopsida, Rosales, Rosaceae.